Molecule: messenger RNA, 1070 nt
Organism: Papaver somniferum (opium poppy)
Lineage: Eukaryota; Viridiplantae; Streptophyta; Magnoliopsida; Ranunculales; Papaveraceae
Product: nuclear nucleic acid-binding protein C1D-like
Exons: 4
Coding region: 156-782 (208 amino acids)
Biological process (GO): regulation of gene expression; maturation of 5.8S rRNA
Cellular component (GO): exosome (RNase complex); nucleolus
Molecular function (GO): RNA binding; DNA binding
Source: RefSeq, a predicted model, not a curated record
UGAUUCCCGAAGUCAGAACUCCGAGAAGUCAAAUCUCUCAACCAAGAGGUAGAAAAACAAAUUAAACCCCAAACCCUAGUUUCUCGUCGCAGAGAUUUCUGCUCGGCUCAUCACUUCUAGAUAUUCUCAUCUUUCCGUUUGAAGAAAUCUACAGAAUGGGAAGAGGAGCAGGUGGAGGAGGAGAUGGUGGCAUUAUUCCUGAAAAUGUACUCGAUGCAGUCAAUAGAAGCCAAUUAAACAUGAACGAAGUACAAAUCCAAUUCCUGGAAUUCUUAUCUCUGUAUGAACCAGAUGUUAUCGCUGAAUUACCACCUCUUUCUCAAGCACAAGCGCUUUUUAUUCUUGCAAAGGCUGCUUCAGUUCUGCUUACAGUGCAAUUGAGAUGUCAUGGUGUUCACCCUGAUGACCAUCCUAUCAAAUCCGACCUUGAAAGAUUAAGUUUGUACGAAGAGAAACUACAACGUUCUAUGGCGUUGAGUAAAGCACCAUUGCGCCCUUCUACUACCUUGAAUUAUAAGGCGGCAACACGUUUCAUCGAGCAUUCUCUUCCUGAUCUUUCUACAGAGCAGAGACAAAGUAUGAGGGAGAUCAGCAAAGGGAAGGGGGUUGCUAGGGGUAACACCAUCCCAAGGAAAAGGAAAUAUCAAUCAUCUGAGAAGCAGUCUGUCCGAUCUGCGGCUGAAGAAUUUCUUGAAAAAGCAAAGCGUGAGCUACUUGGCACUAAUCAUGGUGAUAUGAAAGGACCCCUGCGGAUAGACACUUUGGAGGAAGAUGAUGCAUAGGCAGGUUGUUUCUCUUCUUCUUCUUCUUCUUGUUUUUUUUUUUUGUUCAUUCAGGCUUUUGUAGUUUUGUGCUGCUUUUGCUUGGAUAGUCGUAAGGUGUAUUUUGAAGGCAUCCAAAGCUUUAUUUUGCUGUAAAUUAAUGGCAUUACUAAUAUCCUCGUGGAGAAGAACAUAGCCAAUUAGCAAUUGGCCGUAUUUCUGUCAAGAACACCUUAUGUGAAUGGUUUGAAAAACUUGUUAAAUGAAGUAUCAGUAUGACCAUCAAUGCAGUUUCUGUCUAUUGUGGAA